CUCGCCCCAUGGGCCUCGCUGCCACACUCCAGUCUCGCCAGCCCCCAGCCAGACUCUGGGGCCAGGAUGCAGGGUGAGGAGAGCGGCCAGAUCCUGGCGGGGACUGAAGGGGACAGCUUCCCACUGAUGGAGAUCAACACUGGUGAGACCGAGGCCUCUGAGCAGUGGGAUUACGUCCUUGUGGCUGACCACCGCACCCAGAGAAAUACCAGGCAGGCCCACCAGCAGCAGCAGUUCCUGGAAGAGCUCAAGAGAAAGGGCUUCCAUUACAAGAUGAUAGAGGACCACAGGAAGGUGUUCUUUGGGAUCCGAGCGGACAGCAGGAUCUUUGACCUGUACUGCACACUCCUCAUGGAGCCUGAGGGUCCUGCCACCAGAGUGCAGCCUGCCAGGCCAUCCUCCGUCCCAGCCACCACCAGAAUCCGAAUUGUCAACUUUGUACUAAACAGCAAGGCGGCAGCUGGUGGCACAUUAGAGGAUUUGGUGAAGAGUGGGGUCUUUGAGACCAGAUUCGCCCUGCACAAGGGGGCGGAAGACCUAAAGAAGAGAUGGGCCCGGUGGAGAAACAUGUUCCACCCCCAGCCGAUUGAUGAUAUCAGGGACUACUUUGGCGAGAAGGUGGCCCUGUACUUCGCCUGGCUCGGCUGGUACACCUACAUGCUGGUGCCCGCUGCACUGGUGGGCCUCAUCAUCUUCCUGAGCGGCUUCUCCCUGUUCAAUGCCAGCCAGAUCAGCAAGGAGAUCUGUGAGGCCCACGACAUCCUCCUGUGCCCUCGCGGCGACCACAGCCGUAGGUACCAGCAGCUCUCGGACACCUGCACCUUUGCCAAGCUCACGCACCUCUUCGACAACGAGGGCACCGUGCUCUUUGCUAUAUUCAUGGCUCUGUGGGCCACGGUGUUCCUGGAGAUCUGGAAGCGGCAGCGGGCCCGUGUGGUCCUGCACUGGGACCUGUACGGGUGGGACGAGGACCAGGAGGAAAUGGCGCUUGAGCUCAUUAACUGCCCUGCUUACGAGCUCCGGCCACAGCAGCACUCGUACCUGAGAAGCACCGUCAUCCUCAUGCUGUCUCUGCUCAUGAUCUGCCUUAUGAUCGGCAUGGCCCACCUCCUGGUGGUCUACCGUGUGCUGGCCGCCGCCCUCUUCAAUUCCACCUUGCUCUUCCAAGAAGACCAGGUGACCACAGCCGUGGUGGUGACCGGGGCCCUGGUCCACUACGUGGCCAUCCUCAUCAUGACCAAGAUCAACAAGUAUGUGGCCCUGAAGCUUUGUGAUUUUGAGAAGCCCAGGACCUUCUCAGAGCGCGAGAGCAAGUUCACCAUCAAGUUCUUCACUCUGCAGUUCUUUGCUCACUUCUCGUCGCUCGUCUACAUUGCCUUCAUCCUGGGCAGGAUCAACGGUCACCCUGGGAAGUCUGUGCGCCUGGCGGGGCUCUGGAAGCUGGAGGAGUGCCAUCUCAGCGGCUGCAUGAUGGACCUGUUCCUGCAGAUGGCCAUCAUCAUGGGUCUGAAGCAAACACUCAGCAACUGCAUGGAAUACCUGGGCCCGUGGCUGGCUCACAAAUAUCGCCUGAUGCGGUUCAAGCUGAGCCGCGCGUCCGGGGACCCUGAGCUCAGGCACUUGCAGCGCAACUACCUCCUGAACCCAGUCAACACCUUCAGCCUUUUCGACGAGUUCAUGGAGAUGAUGAUCCAGUAUGGCUUCACGACCAUCUUUGUGGCCGCCUUCCCACUCGCCCCCCUGCUCGCACUCUUCAGCAACCUUGUGGAGAUCCGCCUGGACGCCAUCAAGAUGGUCAGGCUGCAGCGGCGGCUGGUGCCCCGCAAGGCCAAGGACAUAGGGACCUGGCUGCAGGUGCUGGAGACCAUUGGCGUGCUGGCCGUCAUUGCCAAUGGAAUGGUCAUCGCCUUCACGUCUGAGUUCAUCCCCCGCGUGGUGUACAAGUACCACUAUGGGCCGUGCCGACAGGGGGCCCAGCCUGCGGUUGACUGCCUCACAGGCUACAUCAACCACAGUCUGUCUGUGUUCUACACCAAGGACUUCCAGGACCCCAUCCAGAUAGAAGGCUCAGAGAAUGUGACUAAGUGCAGGUACCGGGACUACCGUAACGCUCAGGACUACAACUUAUCUGAGCAGUUCUGGGUCCUCCUGGCCAUCCGCCUGGUCUUCCUGAUCCUCUUCGAGGUGGGCCAGAACUGGGGGAGGGGCCCCAAGGCGGGGGCAGCUCUCUCUAGCCCUCCUCCCUGGCCCCCAACCCCUCAAUUCCCUGCUGGGUCUGUCUUGACCUCUCCGACCAGCCCUUGUGCCCUGCCCCCCAGCACGUGGCUUUGUGCAUCAAGCUCAUCGCUGCCUGGUUCGUGCCUGACAUUCCUCAGUCGGUAGAGAACAAGGUUCUGGAGGAGAAGUACCAGACACUCCGGGAGAAGAUGUGCUCCAGCCCGAAGAGCACAGAGGUGUAGGAGACCCAGAGCUGGUCAAGAGGCACUGGUGCCCAGGAGCUGAGACUCGGAAGCACUCCCACCACCCCACCCCACCCCUACUCAUGGCAUAUCGGGGUCCCAGGAGGCCGGUGUGCAUGCGGGGAAGUCUGUGUAUAUACGGGGGUCUUGGAGGGCCCGUGUGUGUUUGAGGUGUUUGUGAGCAGCACGCUGUGGUCUGUGAGGCCCGUUCUGUCUGUUAGGGCUCAGACUUGGUACAGCCCUGACUUGAGCUCUGACCUCUGCCACCCACAGAACUGGGGUUGGGGUGCCUCUCAGCAGUCACAACACAGGAAAACCAGCCUAGUUUCCUGAGCCUCCCUCUGACUUGUGGGACCCAGAUCCUGCCCCACCGCCAUCCUGGCUGGUCAGGGGGCCCUGACCCCACCUCUCUGGCUCCCCUCAGCCUGCAGAACUUCCUAUAAUAAAAUGAAACCUUUUUGUAUCAAUUCUGGGCCUCUGGUGGAUUGUGUCUGUUCUCAGAUGGGAAGUCCAGUUGGGGAAAGGUCUGGAAUGUGGUAGCCUCCUG
Zalophus californianus (California sea lion) is the source of this 3006-nucleotide messenger RNA. It is a transcript of the gene ANO9, whose product is annotated as anoctamin 9. The coding region runs from base 67 to 2382 and encodes 771 amino acids. Gene Ontology annotation, cellular component: plasma membrane. The record is from RefSeq and is a predicted model, not a curated record. Lineage: Eukaryota; Metazoa; Chordata; Mammalia; Carnivora; Otariidae. Gene Ontology annotation, biological process: chloride transmembrane transport. The transcript has 23 exons. Gene Ontology annotation, molecular function: chloride channel activity.